This is a messenger RNA of Dothidotthia symphoricarpi CBS 119687, 916 nucleotides long. RefSeq lists its product as uncharacterized. The record is from RefSeq and is a predicted model, not a curated record. The coding region runs from base 202 to 669 and encodes 155 amino acids. Lineage: Eukaryota; Fungi; Ascomycota; Dothideomycetes; Pleosporales; Dothidotthiaceae. The transcript has a single exon.
CAGCACAAUAAACAUGCAACGCGUAUCCUGCACGCUGGAUGAACUCGACCAUCUGCCCCGACGAGCCCGGGCAACGUGCCAAGCCUGCCCUUGCAGCCCAGUUGCCCGUCUCUUCCCAUAGACGACAGACUCGCGGCAUGGUGCGCUUCGUUGGCAGAGUUGCUCGAACGCGACGUCUCCUCCCUCCUGUACCCAAUUGUGAUGGGGUUCGCGCAUCUCAUCGAAAUUGACGCUGCUACGUCAACAUAUCACAAGCAACGCAUCCCACCACCGCACCUCUCCGAGCCUGUCCCCAAGCUCCCGCACCUACCACGACGUCCAGCGCGCAGAUCGAAUACGCGAAAGCAACUCGGCGGUGUGCGCGAGAAGCCCGAGCAGCCCGCUUCGCGCCAACCGAACACCCUGCAAUGCAAUCUCGUCGCUGCUUCCGGUCGCACACAAAUAAUGAGCAAGCGUCUAUUGCAUCUGCUCGCCGGCCUGCGCGUCGUCAAUCUCGGCCAUGAUUCGCGAUCCUCGCCCUCCCGAGCACAACUGCAUGAAUGUUCUGCCUUCUCCCCUCCAUCAUCACGCUAUGCAAUCUUCGCUUCCUCACAACAGUUGACUAGCACAGCUCUUCGAUCUCGCCGUCAGCCCCUUCAUUCCCACCACAACGUUCCGCCCGUUCAAUGAUGGAGACGAUCUCCGGCAUCUCGGACUCUCGACACAUAUACCACGCGUCGAAGACACUGCAGGCUGCACGAACACUUGUGCAGCCUGCCCGGUAUCACUUCCUGGCGCACAAAUGAGAUAGACAGACUCCGCCCGCAGCAAGAGACUAGCUAGUUGGCCCGUCGAGCCAGGUAGAUGCUCCACAAGAGCGUCACGUCGCUGCAUCCCGUGCUCGGUGCUGCGCAAUCAAUCGUGUCCUAGAGCUGUC